Molecule: messenger RNA, 1230 nt
Organism: Colletotrichum destructivum
Lineage: Eukaryota; Fungi; Ascomycota; Sordariomycetes; Glomerellales; Glomerellaceae
Product: Putative Yip1 domain, protein Yip5/YIPF1/YIPF2
Exons: 3
Coding region: 136-1020 (294 amino acids)
Biological process (GO): vesicle-mediated transport
Cellular component (GO): Golgi apparatus; membrane
Molecular function (GO): small GTPase binding
Source: RefSeq, a predicted model, not a curated record
CCUGGACAAAGCUGAUUCUACGGUGCACCUACAUCGACAACGAACCAAGUGGAAGCAGCCGAAUGUCAACGAAAACCCAGAGACGGAUCGUUCCUUAACCUGCAGCAUUUCAAACCUAAUCUUCAUUCUACAGCCAUGUCGCGAUCCGGCUCAGGAUACGACGCUGUCGUGGACGUCGACGACGAGGGCGAUCUCGGCCACACCGACCUCCAAGAUGACCUAGAGUUUCACAGCUCCAACUUCCAGGACUCAACGCCAGGGGCCCGCAAAGCACCGGCGUCCGGUUUGCCUCCGCCCGCGACGGCCUCGUCCGGAUCUUCAAAGCGCUUCCUCUGGAGCAUCAACUUCUACGCCCAGUAUUUUGACGUCGACACCUCGGCUGUCCUCUCGCGCUGCUGGGCUGCACUGUAUCCACGUGCCAAUUUUCUUGACGUCCUCGAGGGCAACCCGGACCUUUACGGACCCUUCUGGAUCGCUACGACCGUUGUCCUGAUCCUAUUCCUCGGCGGCACCAUCAGCCAAUAUCUCGCGAGCACCGGCACCGGGCCGUUUGCCUACGACUUCAAGCUCUUGAGUGGCGCUGCCGGCCUCAUCUACGGCUACACCCUCUUCGUCCCCGUCGCGCUCUAUCUUGCCCUGCGCUACUUCGGCUCUGACUCGGCCAACCUACUCGAGCAAUGGGCGCUCUACGGCUACGCCAACCUCAUCUGGAUCCCUGUCGCCCUUAUUAGCUGGUCACCCAUCAACAUCCUCAACUGGGUCUUUGUCGCCGUCGGCUGCGGUCUCUCCAUCGCAUUCCUCCUGCGCAACCUCUACCCUGUGCUCAGCGCCACCGACCACCAGACGAGCAAGAUCCUGCUCGUCGUCGUUGUCGCCCUCCACCUCGGCCUGUCGCUCGCCAUCAAGAUCCUGUUCUUCGCCCACAACAGUCCCGUUGCGAGCAAGGACCCGGCAGCGGCGCAACCGCCCGCCGCGGCGCCCCCGGCCGACGGCCAGCCUCCCAAGCCCGCAUUCUUCUGAUCCGUUUGUCAUACGCAAACUGAAGAUAAGAAAAGGACGGAAAGGACGAGGAAUACUCUGUAAAGCCGCUAGAGUUGCCAAGGAAGGAAGGGGAUCGUCGGGUUUGGACUUUGCAAUCGCAACUAUUGUGUUAUCUGCCAGAGCGGAAAAAUAUUCCCAUGUACCAAUACUGUACAACGAAUGUCAUGAUUGAAUGCGCACCCUGUCUAU